GCGCAAAACAGUUGGGGACUGGGUUCGCGUCGCGUUGGCUGCGAGAAGUGGGGAAAUAUCACCAAUAAAAAUAGGUUAUUGUGCUCAAGUUUCCCACGAUGGAUAAUCAGCCAAUCGCCCCAGACGAUCCUGAACUGAAGAACAUCAUUGACAAGCUGGCCAACUUUGUGGCUAGGAAUGGACCAGAGUUUGAAAAGAUGACGAAACACAAGCAGAUGAACAACCCUAAAUUCAACUUCCUGUAUGGAGGAGAGCACUUCAACUACUACCAGUGUAAAGUUGCAACUGAGCAACAAAUCAUGCGACAACGUAAAGAAAAGCUAGCUCAGCAACAGGCUAUAAUUCAGGAUGUCAUCACCCAGCAGUCUAUCCAGUCUGCGCCCUGGCAGCAGCAGCAACAACACCCCCUGCCGAUGCCGCCGCAGAUGCCAACACCGCAGAUGCAACAGCCACCCCCGCAGAUGGCCCCGCCUCCCUGGCAGCAGCCGCAGCCCCAGCCACACCCACAGCCCCAACCUCCCCCGCCCAUGCCGCACCCAGCCCAGCCGCUGGCCCCACCACACCACCCAGCUUUACAGCAGCAACAGCAGCAGCAACAACAACAACUGCAGUUUCAGCAGCAGCACAUGCAACAGCAGCUGCAAGCCGAGAAGGAGAAGCAAGACCAGCUACUGAAGGAACAGCAGGAGAAAGAACAACUGGAACAAGAACAGCAGCAGAUCCUGGGGGAGCGAGAGCAGUUACAGGCACAGAUCAAAGAGAGCGAGGAGAACUUACAGAAGCAACAUGAAGUUUUUCUUCUCCAGCAGCAGGAGCAGAUUGAGUUGGGCAUCGUGUCCGCUCAAAAUCAAGAGAUCCAAAAUUUAGCGAAGGAGCUGGAAGUGGAUAUCGGAGAUUUUGACACCAGGCUUCAGACCAUCAUUGAUUCCUGCACCAAAGAUGCAAUAUCGAACGGAAAGCUCUGGAUAUUUUCCUGGGCCAAGUCUGACAAGCACUGCCUACUGAUAGCUCAUUAUCUCCUGCAUAAGAUUAUACCCCUUGGAACUCCCUUUGAGGCCAAGCUACAUCUGAUCUAUCUCAUCAACGAUGUCACUCAUCACUGUAUGCGGCGCGGUGCCGGGAAUCUCCAGCAAGCGUUAGGCCAAGUGGUCGGGCCCAUCUUCUGCUCGACGUACCUCAGCGCCGACGAGGAAAAGAAAAAGAAACUGGAGAAGGUUCUCAAACUGUGGGAAACGAACAAGUACUUUGGUGAUGAUGUCAUGAUAGCAUUGAAGAACCCGGAGAGCUCCAUGUCAGCUUUUAAGGCCGGUCAGCUAGAGCAAUUUUCGGAGGUGGUAUCUCAUGUCCGAGAGGGCAUCGCUGAACAGCUGUCCAGACUGCAGAAGCAACAUGACGAGUUUGUGGAUCAUGUCAACUCGAUGAUUCAAGGCCUGGAUGCACGUCUCGAUAAGUUGACCGGCAACGACCAGAGCACAGUUGAAGCCAGACAGGAAGCUGAUGAUCAAGGACCUGAUGGCAACGAUGUCAACACAUCCAUGCCAGGGAACAACCUGCCCCCAGCUAGCAUGUCCAUGAUGGGAGCAGGAGGUAUGCCUGGGAUAAUUCCUGGAGCACCAGGGUCGGUAUCCUCAGGGCCUGGUAUGCCACCAGUUCCCAUUGAUCCGGCUGCCAUGGCAACCAUGUUCCCCAACUUUGAUCCCUCUGUGCCCCCGCCAGGCUUUGGAAGCAUACCCAGGGUGCCCUUCCAACCGGGUUUGCCGCCUCCAAAUUUCCCCCCUCCUCAGCCAGGCAUGCCGCCCCCGAUGCCCAUGCUCCAUCCGCCUAACCAUCCCCGGGGGCCUAUACCCCCGAUGCCGGACUUCUCCAAGCCUCCGCCCGGCUUCAACGAGUUCCCUCAAGAUUUUCCGCCAGACUUCAACCCCAAUGUGCUCCCGCCGGACAUGGAGAUCAUGCCGCUGGAUCCUAACGACCCAUCCCUCAUGCCCGAGGUUCCCUACUUCGACCUUCCAGCUGGUCUCAUGGCUCCGCUCGUCAAGCUUGAAGACACCGAGUACGAACCGUUGGACCCUGAAGACAUCCGAUUACCUCCUCCACAGCCCCCCAGCAAGAGACUGUUGGCAGCUGUCGAGGCCUUCUAUGCACCUCCGUCAAGAGAAGCACCAAGAAACAGCGAGGGUUGGGAGCAAAAUGGGCUGUUUGAGUUCUUCAAGGCCAAGCAGAAAUAUUCCAAACUGAAGAAGGAGAGGUUGGAACAUGAGGGGGUACAGAGGAAAGUCCACAUUCCCUCACCGAUCCGUCGUGACAGCUCAUCGUCCCGAUCACCAUCCCCGCGUCUGGAGGAAGACGCACAGAGGUCCAGGAGAAGAUACAGGUCCAAGUCCAGAUCACGUUCCCGUUCCAAGUCACCGGUUCGCCGCCGUCGGUCAGUCUCUCCGUCCCGCUCACGGUCCAGGUCACCCCCUUACAGGAGGCGGAGCAACUCUAGAUCCCCGCCCCCGCGCAGGAGGAACCGGUCGAGAUCCAGGUCACGUUCUCGCACACCCCCACGGAGGCGGAGAGAACGAUCCCGGAGUCCGUCACCAGACUUUGGAAUACAACCAUUUUACCAGACCAACACCAACACCAGGCUAGGUGAAGAAAACAAGGGAGCUUUGCUCAUGAAGAAAAUGGGUUGGGGUGGGCAGGGUCUUGGAGCGAGGGAGCAAGGCAUCGUCGACCCCGUCUCGGGAGGUGAGGUCCGAGACAAGAUAGACAUGUACCGCGGCGUCGGCAUGGAGAUCAAUGAUCCCUUUGAGAGCUUCCGUAAGAACAAGAGCAGCAGCUUCAUGACCAGGAUGAAAGCCAGAGCUGCAAAAUCAGGGAAAUGAGCACUUAUCAAGAUCAGGAGCCUGGCAGUUGUCAGUAAAAAUUCUUCAGCCAAAAAAAGUGAGGGUGGAAACGUUUUCUCUAAUUCACAACAAAGAACACUUUUUUCUCAAGUUUUCUUUUGUUUUAUUAAGAUUAAUUUCUAUCAGUUGCCAAUGAUGGGCUAUUUUACAAUUAUGUACAUAAGUCUGUUCGUUAUUAAACAGUAGGGAAGUUUAACUGCAAAAACAGACUCGUGGGAUGUCCAUCAAGCCAAGGCAGGUCAAGGAUAGGACCGUUGCUGAUGCAAGUGUUUCUAUUACUUGACUUGGCACCAAAUCAUUUUUUUAAAAGGGCUGGAAUGCACAGAAGCAUAUUUGGAACUUGUUUGAGUCAAUAACACAAACAGUUCAAAUGGAAAUAGAGAUUUCGCACUUUGAAAA
This is a messenger RNA of Acanthaster planci (crown-of-thorns starfish), 3287 nucleotides long. It is a transcript of the gene cherp, whose product is annotated as calcium homeostasis endoplasmic reticulum protein. NCBI's taxonomy places the organism in Eukaryota, Metazoa, Echinodermata, Asteroidea, Valvatida, Acanthasteridae. Gene Ontology annotation, cellular component: perinuclear region of cytoplasm. Gene Ontology annotation, biological process: intracellular calcium ion homeostasis; RNA processing. Gene Ontology annotation, molecular function: RNA binding. The record is from RefSeq and is a predicted model, not a curated record.